GUGCCCAGAGAAUGUACAAGGCCUGUCCACAACUUGGAAGCAAACUAAAUCGUUAUGUUGAAGGUGAUCAAAAAUAAAAGAAUAAAGCAGACGUUUAAAAGCCAACAGUCGCUAAAAUGCUGAUCUAAUCAAACUUGCGUCGACAAACCCAAAUAACAAUUUAUAAUGGAGAUUGAUAAAGAGACGUAUUUUCAUAUGAGCAUAUUAACCCUCGUCUAAAUUAAAUUAAAUUUGUGAGAAAUGGGAUGUAGUGGAAUAUUAGAGACCUUCAGAUACACGCUCAAUGUGACGUCUUUUCCUGUAUUUUCACGUCCACGCACAUGUUUGUAACAUAUUAGCUUGUACAUAAACGAACUAUACGUUGGUACCACUUCAAUAUUCGUUUAGUUUCGUGUUGAAGUUAAACACUUAAAUAAAUUUAUUCAGUCAUAAAAUAAUUGUGUGCAUAUAGAGUGUUCAGUGGAUGAAAUAUUGAUGUGCUUGCUAAGCAUUUAGAUCUUGGGAAUAAAGAUAUUUCAUGUUUUCCGACCAAAAAUGUUCUAUGUGAAAUCGUCAAAAUGUUCAGAAAUAUAAUUUUCUGAACUUGGGAUUUCUGUUUUAGCCAUUACAUGUACUAACGUCGUUUCUGGAUUUCCUUCACUAGCUAAGGCAUAUAUUACCAAUACUAUUUUAUAUCUACCCAUUCAUCUUAAUUUUCAAAUUUGAUGAACUGUCUCGCUUAUUGAGACAAUUUUGAGAGAGACAGAGAUUCUAAUUUACAUGCUUGAGUGAUUUUCUGUUAGAGCAUGCCUCCAUAGAAAUAAAAUAUAUCUUAAUACCCAAGUUCUUGAUGCUAUGCAAACAUACCGAUCUUUUAUUUAUUGAACACUGUAUCUACACAUGCAAAUCAAGAAGAUUUCUUAAUCAUUGAACAAAAAUAUUCCAAAAUUAGUGGAUGGCAUUUUUCUAUCACCGCGUAUUUUGGGAUUUUUGUUUUUUGCAGUUGUGUUUCUUUGGG
Messenger RNA from Owenia fusiformis, 997 nucleotides. NCBI's taxonomy places the organism in Eukaryota, Metazoa, Annelida, Polychaeta, Sabellida, Oweniidae. The record is from the annotation of a GenBank genome assembly.